GCCGUAAAUUAAACCGCCGCCGCCGAAGAAGAAGACGAAGACUAGGAAGGAACCGGCUAGUUGGCAUGGAGAAGGAAGAAGAGGACGCGCCGGUAAAAACACGGGACAUGACAUACGUCACACAGUGAAGCCGGUUAUGUCGCGUGUGUCACUGGAACGUUGACAUAAUCCGGUCUGAGUCUCGUGUUGUCCCUCUCUUGUCAUGGCGGACUGUGGCGGAAACUGUGACCGUAAAGACGAACACGACGGGACAAACGGCACAAAUGUCCCCGCGGUGUCUCCGGUCCCUCGGGGUUUCUUGUCCCCACAGCAGGACCCGAGGAAUAAGAAGAAACUGGUCCUGCAUGUGGACCUGAACAGCACCGUGCUGGUGUCGGACGCUGUCACGGGUCAGGGAACUGUCGCGACUCUGGACAAUUUCCUGACAACCGUCACCUGGGGAAAGAUGAACAAACACGGAAAGUGGGAGUGGCUCAGCGACUCGCCCUCGCUGCUGCCGCCGUGCAAAGACGCCGUCAGUUACUACAAUCAGUUCGGACACACUCCUGGUUUCGCCUCCGCUCCGGGGAAACGUUUCCAUGGCGUCCUGAAGGAACAUCUGGAUCUACUGCGCUGGCCUGAAGGCACUAAGGAAGACGGUGAGCUGUGCACGAAAGGAGAGGACGGACGACUGUACCACUGGAUCGUCCCCUCCUUCUUCCAGCUGCUCAAAGACCUGGCGCAGGAGGGACGGGACUUUGCCGUCCUGUUCCGGACGUUCGGAACCGACCUACCUCGCGUGCUGAGAGCUGUGAACAGAGCGCUGAAUGAAGGAGCUCACCCGCUGUUCCCUGAUCUGCCUGAUCUGAAGUUAAGUGUGAACAAGACUCCAGGAAAAAUCCGCUGCAGCAGGAAGGGAAUCGUGCUGAGUCAAGGUCAGAACCGUGUGUCCACGACGCGAGACGGAGACCGAGGCCUGUAUCAGUACCUCAGCGCGGUCCAGGGCCUGGGAGGCUUUCAGGACCACUUUGACUGGUGGAUGAGUCAUGGCCACUCCACCCGUGGAGGGAAGCCUCUGUGGGUGGACCCGUUUGACCAGGACGUCCAGCACAUCUUCAUAGACGACAACCUACGGCAGGACGACGAGGACACCAUCGUUCAGCCCAAGGUUUUCACGGAGCCGUGUGGUGACCACACUCGUCCGGGCUGCAUGUCUGAGCUGCACGACCUCACUCUGGUCCAGAAUGACCUCCUCCGGGCCAUUUCUGACCCCAACUACUUCACCGAGCGCAUCCACACCUGCCUGGAGAACUACGAGAGGAACCUCCAGCAGGGGGCAGGCUAGGACAGGACAGGACUUUGUCCCUUUGAGAAACCACCACAUCAUUUUCUUUAAAAUGGAAUCAUCCCAGGUGGACUGCAGACGUUUGAAGACUUGAUGAAGGAUUAAAGGUCAUUUAAACUGAAUGAAAGCAGAUUAUAUCUGUGAGAAGGUUACAUGAAUGUGUGUGUUCACAUGAAAUGCACUGAGAUUUAGAAGCUGUGGCAGCUGUGUUUUAAGAAGAAGAAGAAGAAGAAGGAGAAGGAGAAGAAAUGGUCGAAACAGAUGAGCAGUGGUUGUAUGAAGUAGUGACACAGAUGUCAGACACUGAAAUCUGUGUUAUUUUGCUCACAUCUGCACCAAACCCCAUAGAGAAAAUCAGCGAUUUUACAUCACAGCACGCGGGAGUUGUCGAGCCACUGCUGCCUCCAUAGGUGUGUACCAAAGUGUUAUUUUGUGACUUUGGUGUUUGAAUCACUUAGUUUUGAUUUUCCUAAAUGACAAACUGAGCAAACAAAGCAGCAGCAGACCAGCAGCCCCGUGUCCCUGUGAGCUGAAAACACUGACUUUCACAAACUUCUGAUUCCAAUUGCAAAAGUCUGACUAUUGUAACAUCCCUGUUGCUAAAUAAUGGGAUUAAUAGGAACUAAAAUAAUAUGAAGUGGUUUUAAUCUGUAAACUGAGAAUAUUCUAUGGGGAUUUACUCUCUGUACUGAAGGUCUGAAAACAUCAAAACUUGAAAUAUUGAAUUUAUUUCUGUCAUCGUUGAAUAAAAUGGUCUCAGUUGUUGUCUUAAACCAUUUUGAGUCAUCUACAUGUUAGUACUUUUAACUUUAAAUGGUGAGACGUGACAUGAUGUGUCGCAGAUCUUUCCGUUUUCUGAAGUUUGUAAACCAGUCGUUCUCCUGCACCAAACUCCAUCGGGAAAAGCAACAUGUUUAGCUCAUGGACACAGAAGUGCGACAUCCUACCACUGCAUCUUUUGGUAAAUCUAAAUGAAGGAUUUUAAAACACCAAAGUCUCAGAAGAGCACAUGUUGACCUGUGUGCCCUGAUGUAAUAUGGCUGAUUUUCUCCAUGGACUUUGGUGUGGGGAGUGCGCAGUUUACAAAUGGUAGAGGCUGUCAAUAAAGACCUGGAAUAUUGUAGAUUUACGUGUGGACCGAGCACAGCUUUCCCUUCAGUGAUAGUACCUGGUGUUUUUUUUGUACCUGCUCUGUCGACUGUCGGCCACUGAUUGGUCGGAGAGUGUCGUCACUGGAAGAAUCAUGAGCGCGACAUCUGACACAAGAAUCAACGCCAACAAUGCUGAAUUGUAAGAUCAGUUAAGAAGACCUCGAAAAUUGUAAAAUUCAUUUAUAGUUCCAAAAUCUACUCCAAAAUGUACUUAUAGUUCUAAAAUCUAAAACUUGUAGUUCCAAAAUUCAUUUAUAGUUCCAAAAUCUACUCCAACAUGUACUUAUAGUUCUAAAAUCUUAAAACUUAUAGUUCCAAAAUUCAUUUAUAGUUCCAAAAUCUACUCCAACAUGAACUUAUAGUUCUAAAAUCUUAAAACUUAUAGUUCCAAAAUUCAUUUAUAGUUCCAAAAUCUACUCCAACAUGUACUUAUAGUUCUGAAAUCUACUUAAAGUUCCACUUAUAGUUCAGAAUUCCACUGAUUGGUCGGAGAGUGUCAUCACUAAAGAGUCAUGAGUGCGACGUCUGACACAAGAACUGUAGAUCAGUUCAAAAAACGUUAAUGUCUAACAUUUAGCAAAGAAAAUGUCUGAAAUUUAAGGAGAUUUUCAGAAUUAUAAGUAGAAUUUUACUGUCACUUAUGGAAAAGCAAACAAAACAAAACGAGUUGAGUCAUGCUAGAACUGUUUCAGGGAGAAGCUUCUUUACCUCCGUCAACCACACUCUGCCUGAGGACAAGUGUC
Molecule: messenger RNA, 3218 nt
Organism: Solea solea (common sole)
Lineage: Eukaryota; Metazoa; Chordata; Actinopteri; Pleuronectiformes; Soleidae
Exons: 6
Coding region: 203-1324 (373 amino acids)
Source: RefSeq, a predicted model, not a curated record